Messenger RNA from Eublepharis macularius, 1194 nucleotides. It is a transcript of the gene GSC, whose product is annotated as goosecoid homeobox. The transcript is spliced from 3 exons. The record is from RefSeq and is a predicted model, not a curated record. Gene Ontology annotation, cellular component: nucleus. Gene Ontology annotation, biological process: regulation of transcription by RNA polymerase II. Gene Ontology annotation, molecular function: RNA polymerase II cis-regulatory region sequence-specific DNA binding; DNA-binding transcription factor activity, RNA polymerase II-specific. NCBI's taxonomy places the organism in Eukaryota, Metazoa, Chordata, Lepidosauria, Squamata, Eublepharidae. The coding region runs from base 249 to 1016 and encodes 255 amino acids.
CGGCCGGGAUGGCUUAGAGACGCCGCGCAGCCCAGAUCCGAGGAGCGAAGAGGCGCGAGUGGAGGCGGAGGGAGAGGGGGCGGCUCGCCCCAAGCCCCGGCCGGGAAGCGCCGCUUUGCUUAAGGUUCGCCGCCCGCUUGGCCCCCGAGCCGGGCCGGCUCGGCUCCCUUCGGCUGCGCUCGCCUCCCCGGGCCGCGCAGAGCCCCCCUCCGGCCCGCGGCGCCCCGCUCCCAGCCGCGCGGUGGGGGAUGCCUGCCGGCAUGUUCAGCAUCGACAACAUCCUGGCGGCCCGGCCGCGCUGCAAGGAGUCGGGGCCGCUGCAGCCGCCCAGCGCCGCGCCCGUCGUCUUCUCGGCCGGCCUGCACGGGGGGGACUCGCUCUACGGCUCGGCCGGCGGCGGCGGCGGCGGAGACUAUGGCGGGUACUACGCGCGGGCCGUGGCCCCCGCCUCCAACCUGCCCGCGCUCGGCGGGGCCCGCCUGGGAGCCUACGGCAACUACUACUACGGGCAGCUGCACGUCCAGGCGUCCGCCGUCGGCCCGGCCUGCUGCAGCGCCGUGCAGCCUCUGGGGGCCCAGCAGUGCUCCUGCGUCCCGGCCGCAGGCUACGAGGGUACCGGCUCAGUCCUCAUGUCCCCCGUGCCCCAUCAGAUGCUGCCCUAUAUGAACGUUGGCACCUUGUCGCGGACUGAAUUGCAGCUACUGAAUCAACUCCACUGCCGGAGAAAAAGGAGGCACCGGACCAUCUUCACGGACGAACAGUUGGAGGCUCUGGAAAACCUCUUCCAGGAAACCAAAUACCCAGACGUGGGUACCCGGGAACAGCUGGCCAGGAGGGUGCAUUUGCGGGAGGAGAAAGUGGAGGUUUGGUUCAAGAACCGGCGGGCUAAAUGGAGAAGGCAAAAGAGAUCUUCUUCGGAGGAGUCAGAAAACGCCCAGAAAUGGAAUAAAGCUUCCAAAACGUCCCCGGAGAAGAGCCAGGAGGAAAACAAAAGCGAUUUGGACUCCGAUAGCUGACAAGGGAGGAGUAGCUUGGCCGCGGGAGGGACUGCCUCGCCCGCACAACUUGCACGGAGAAGAUGCGCCGAAUUCUUGCACAGACUCUGCCUUGGCGGGAGAAGGAGGGAAAGAGGGACUCUCUGAUGUGUAUAUCAUGUACUUGACCCGGGGAGCGAUCCCUGCUCAAUAAAACGUG